This is a messenger RNA of Aplysia californica (California sea hare), 10506 nucleotides long. RefSeq lists its product as uncharacterized. The record is from RefSeq and is a predicted model, not a curated record. Gene Ontology annotation, molecular function: guanyl-nucleotide exchange factor activity. NCBI's taxonomy places the organism in Eukaryota, Metazoa, Mollusca, Gastropoda, Aplysiida, Aplysiidae. The coding region runs from base 610 to 7260 and encodes 2216 amino acids. The transcript has 15 exons.
ACCCGCUUGUUUAGUCGCGAAGUUGACCAUCAGGGGCAGAUAGCGGAUUGCGUUCCCAGUGUUGAAGUGACGUAUGCAGCAGAUGAUGUUUUUUUUCUGGAGAUGUGGCUUUAACUGUUUCUCUUUUCACUUAAUUAAUUAAUGAGGUGUGAACAUGAUUGUGUUGUCAAUUUUCAGUGAUGUACUUAUAUUUCUUGGAAAAAGGAAAAGUCGUGUGAAUUGUGUUAUCGCUUGCAGUCCAAGGAUUUUAACCAAGUUGAGUCAAAGGGGGAAGUUCUGCUGACGUAACAUGCUACAGUGUGCGAUAUUUACAGUCGUGAUUGUUGAGAACUGAACAUUCCUUCAUUGAACCAAAGAUUAGUAACACUCGCUACGUACGGAUUUCUUGUCUGGAAUAUCUAGCAGUGACUGGCGUGGAUAACAAGAAAUUACGAGGAAAAUGCAUAAACUGUUUUCGUUCCUCGGGAUUAUCAUUUGACAUAAACCUGGGAAAAACUGCUGAUGAGAACGGUUAAGCACAUAUCCAAGAUGUGAUUUCGAACUCUGAAAGUAUUAGUUACUGUAACACGUACGGAGUAAAGAACUGGAUUAACGCUCGUCUAUUGCGCCAUGGACGGCCCAAAGAGAUAUUCCCCCUCAAGAAAAGCGGCCUCUGCCUUGUGUGAGUUCCAUGCCAAUAACAACAUGACUCACGAAGGGGGCACUCGAACCUCCAACCAUCGGAUGCUGGUCAGUCUUGAAGAUCUUGACCGGAUAUCCCGACACUCACUCAACUGGGAGGAAUUCUUCGGAUCCUCCCUGGAACUAGCCCCCUCCCUUCUGAACAUCUACGACGAUAUUGUGGCCUCGGGCACUCGUGACGACAACGGCAAUGAGUGUCUUCUCGAUGACGUCAGUGCCAACAAAAGCAGCUCACCUCCCUUGCACCAUCAUCAGAACACCUGUGUCGGGAAAACCCAGUCACUGCCUCCCAGAACAGACGGCAAAAUCCCUCUGCGAAGCGGAAAACUGCCGUCCUUGAGCGAGCCGUCAGACAGACCGGUGUCGAUGAUGGACACAGAUCCUUCGGCUCCAAAACAAAACCAGGAUCACAACGACCAAAAGAAGCGUCCGCUUAGUAUUAGUUCUAUGUCUUCCGCCUCCUCGUCGUCUCUGCCUCGGCUGAGGAAGAAAAGGGCGAACAUGAUGAAGUCCGCUACGAACGAUUCAAGAGACACAGGAAUCCCCGAUGAGGAGGCAGAAGAGGCCAGUGGUUUCUCUAGCAGCGCCGGUGGAUCCGGAGGCAAUGCCGAUGGAUCUGGGCUUGGCUCUGAGUCGAGGAACAGUGUGGACAGCGGCUGUGUAGACGGUGACAGAAGCGGGGAAAGAUUUUUCGACAACAUGAGCAUCACGUCCUCAGAAACUGGCAGCACGAGGGACGAGGUGGACUCCAGUCUCUGGUCCGGUAAAGAUGUUUCCCUUACCUCUGUAGAUACCACGAUGUCUUCCAAACAACAGCAAAGUCGUAGCAAACUCCUCGGCAACUCGUCUCACCCCACUCCCCAUGUCCUUCAACAAACUCCUUCACCGAGUCCUUACAGAAAAUAUUCCCAAGACAAAGCAACAAAUGAAAACUUGGGCUCCCUACCGGAUAGCCCUCUUAGCCCUCGAUUAACGCGGCCUCGCAGGAUCUCAUCGCCUCUGUCCGGGAGCAUUUCGAUCCCCAAACCCGAAGACCCUCGCUUGUUGGGAGAUAAAGCUUCUUACCUCGCCAGCCCGUCGCCAACGUCCCCAGCCCCGGACAGCCCAAGCGGAUAUGACGUCAUAGGUAGCCCGGACAACGGGAGACGAACUUUGAGCUCAACCAGACAGGAAGCUCGGAAGAGGUUCUUCUCGAACUACGAAGAGCAUUUGAACCAAAAUCGGACAGGUUACGUACAGGCACCCCUCGCUGAAUCCGAAUCCUUGACGUCUUCGGCUCACGAAGACUCCCCCGAAACACGAUGUGAAGCGUCGGGGUCUGAGCCCAGUCUUUUGUCAUCACAAAAGACAGCAGCAUCGGCUGCAGCAACGAAAAAACAGUCGUCAUCGCCAUCAUCAUCCCCGUCUUCACCUCCAGCAACAACGUCAACGCCGUCUUCAGCCUCAGAGGCGACGCAACAGCAGCAAAACCAUAUUCCACCCUUCUCCCCGAGUUCCGAGAAACGGUCGUCAGACAAACACUUCAGGGACAAAAGGUCAUCUCGCUACGACCCCAACUCUUCAGGAAUGACCUCUCAGCGAUCCGUGUUCUCAAGGUCAUCCAAAAAGAGAGACACCCACCCCGGUGCUGACCCGGGGUCAAGGGGCAGUCCUGUCUACGUCAGUUAUGUCCAGCGGGUGGUCACGGAGAUCAUAGAGUCUGAACGCACGUAUAUCGCCAGCCUGGAGGAUAUCAUACACGGUUAUCUGGAACCUCUGGAAACAAUUCUGAACACUCGAGACGCCAAGAAGGACAUCAGCUGCCUCUUCAGCAACAUCAGAGAAAUCUACAAAUUUGGAUGCAUUUUCCUGGCUGAUCUUGAAAGGACAGGGUCCGACCCUGUGAAGGUGGCCCAGUGCUUCGUCAGGCACAACAAGGGUUUUGUCAUCUACACAGACUACUGCACCAACUACCCACGAGCGGUGGAAGUGCUGACCAAGUUCAUGCAGGACCCUGACCUCAGCGAGCUGUGCAAGGAACGACAACUGGCCUUAGGACACGGUCUGCCCCUGGGAGCCUUCCUGCUGCGGCCUGUGCAGAGAAUACUCAAGUACCAUCUGCUCCUGCAGAACAUCGUGAAGAAUUGCGAGAAAGAAGGCCAAGACGCGUCCAUCUUGGAGGCAGCAUUCCAACAUAUGACACAGAUGGCUCACCACAUCAACGAGAUGAAAAGGAAACACGAACACGCUGUGCGCAUACAGGAGAUACAGAGUCAGCUAGAGGAUUAUGUGGGAGAGGACUUGACCAGGCUGGGAGAACUGGUGUUGGAGAGCACGUUUCGGGUUUAUGGGGCCAAAGCCUCCAGGCAAGUCUUUCUGUUUGAGAAAGGUCUGCUCAUCAGCAAAAAGAAAGAAGGUGGAAUGCUCAGCUGCAAGACAUUCAUCAUGUGUUCUAACCUGAUGUUGGUAGAGGUAAUACCGAACGAACCACUCAGUUUCCACGUCAUUCCUUUCAACAACCCGAGGGCACAGUACACACUACAGGCUCGUAACAUGGAGCAGAAGCGUCGCUGGUGCCAGGAAGUAAAACGACUCAUCCUUGAGAGCUUCAAAGGUCGUAUCCCAGACAAUGUGAAGAACCUGGUCAUGCAGCUGGGCCGUGAACACGAUGAUGAUUAUGUAACCAAGGAAGCUCUUGAAGCAGUCAGGAAAAACCAACACACAGCCCCUGAAUAUCUUGAGAAGAGAAGGGUUAGAAAGAAAUCUGGUUCUCGGAUACCAGAUUUCAUUCUUUUGAAACCUCAACGAGCCAGAAAAGAUUGGAACAAAAAAGCUGACAAAUCGAAGGUUUCCCCUGAAAUGGGUCGCAGAGCAGAGAGCAAGUCACCAGAUUCUCAUCGACGUAUCUUCCCCAAACAGCUUGCUCCAAACAAGAGAAGAAGCCAAAGUCAGUGUACCAGCAUGCCGACCACACCGACAUCUGAGAUAUCUUACCCAGAAAUGUACAACCAGCCCCACCCCAGCAGACCCCAGGCUGUCAGCCAGCCCGUUACUCCUAGUCAGAACCCCAUCUCAGCCAUUGUCUCCUCGGGCGCUGCCCUCGUCUCCUUCACAAAAGGCCUUGGUGGUGAUGACGUGUCAAAGAAAGACAAGAGCAAGUCUAAAGUUACUAACAACAACAGUCGUGAGGGUCACGAAGAGGAACUGGAGAAGGUGAAACGAGCGCAAAGUUUCCGGAAAGCCAUGAGAUCACAACCUCUGACCUCGCAAGAUCUGAGUGAUUUGGUCGCUAGAUGUGGUGGCUCCAUUAAGUUUUCGACACCAAAUAAAGUCAAAGAGGAUGUGUUCACUGAGGAUGUGCCAGACAGGCAGGAUCUCAGCGGUUAUAGUCUGAGAAGUCGAUCAGAUGCUGAGGAUUCAUCGGACGAAGGUGGAGAUGAGGAGGAAGAUAGCAUUGAUAACAAAUCAGCUCUAAAGUCCGAAGAAACUAGUUUUGACAGAGACAUGAUAAGUGUGGACAGCAUAGCUGAUGAAGAUGUCGAUGAUACUAAGCCCAUUCACACCUCAGCUACCUUUGAUUCACCUGGUGAUGUAAAAAUAGGAGCUCUUGGUGUUGAAGACAAUGACAUGAUGAGCCCAGAAGCUCGAUCAGCUAGUCUGCCCUCCCUUCACAACAGUGAAAGAAACUCUGGCUUUCAAGCCGAUUCUAGUAAAAGAAGUAGAACAAAUCAACUGAAAUCUGAGAAAAUGUCGUCAUACAGCUCAGAUAACAUAACAUCCCACAGGGGAAGUGGAAGGAUGAGCCGGAGAGACAUGCAAAAUGCCUCCCUUCAGAAUGGUCGAUAUGGGCAGAGAAAAGGACAAGGUACUGCUGGCAGUUGUGAUAAAGUGAAGGAUGAGAACAGUGAACGAAAAGUGACAGCCUUUCAUGACACGUACAGCAAGAGAACUGGAGACAAAGCUAUUCUUAGGAAGAAAGGGCUUCGCCUGCCAAAUACGUCCAAACACUUGCCUCUACCAGAGCCCAGAGCUAGUCCUCACCCCAAUGGGAUUAAAGCAAAAUUGACAGACUGGAACAGUGGUGUCGAUAAGCUAACCAAAGGAUCACUCAGUGACAUUUCACAUUUGGAUGAAGAUCCAUGGGUUAUUAACUCUGACUCAACUUCACCAGGCACUAGCGUUAGCGAGUCUCUCAACUCCACAGCACAAGACCUCUCGAUCAAUGACAGUAGCCAUGCUCAUGGUGGUGCACGACCAAGAGGUCACUCAGACUUGUCCGAGAUGAUGAAAGUUUCUGGUAACAAGGAAAAUCUGGACUGGUUGGUCUACCUCAACAGAAAUUCUUACGGGUCCCCUUCAGAAGCUGCCUCAGCCUCCAAACAAAGGCUGUCUACUUCUGCUCUAGAUUGGGGAUGCCAGAGGAAGGAAAAUUUGGAUGCCAAAAGAAGAAUCUCAGCACAAGUCCCAUACGCCACACCUCCACGUUCAUACAUGACGACAGAAAAUAUGAAAAAAUUUGGUUCAGGAAAGGACAAGCCUCAGAACUUCCAAAGUAAUGGGAACAAAUCUACUAUCAACGUUGUGCCUGUCUCCAGCGUGUCUGCUUUUGGAGUACCACCCAUGACAAUCACAAUAGCUCGUCCCACCACUUUAAAUGCAAGCAACCUGACUCGAUGCAAUAGCAUUCCUGCAAGCACCUGCAGUAGACCAGAGACUGUCACCAGGGUUCGUCCAUCCUCUAUGGACAUGGAGAAACUGGCUGAUGAAAGUGAUAGAAUGGUUGCAGAGAUGGAGGAGUACAUCAGCAGAACUUCUUCUUCAGAGAGUAUGAAAGGGACAAGCAAAUUCCCAACUACUCUUCCAACUAUAACAGUGGAGGAAGAGGAAGAUGAUAAAGAGCUGAACCGUUUGUCUGUGGUUUCCUCUGUCUCCACCUCAUCGUAUGACAGCCAGGCUAGCAGCUCCAGCGACGGUCUUGUCGGGACUCUCAAGACUAAGCUCCACACUUGGGCUCAGCGUAUGGGCAAACGGGAAGACAGCGAGAUCAGUCUUACUUCCACUCUCACUUCAGAUGAGGAAGACAAAGUAGAUAUGUUCACAGGUGCCAACACAUUUGAGCCACCUCUACAUAAAGAGAACUUGUGGCAAGCAGAUCGCCAGUUGGAGUCGGUGCUUAGAGAGCAUUGCCAGGGAGGAUCAGUGAUUGGUUCUCGGAUGGCACACACCUUGCCAAAAGGUAUGGAAUCGCCAACCCUUCACCACCAUGGUGACACAGUCAGUUCCUCAUCAGAGGCCCGUCCUCACAGCACCUGUGGACUGUCCAGGGUCGACACCUGUCAGCAAGUGCAGGACGAGCAAGCUUCACCAGCUAAAGAGAGCGCUCCAGACCAUGCAAGAUUUUCUCUACCUCCCACCACAGAGGCUACCGAGGCUCUCAUGCCACCGGCUCUAAAGAGCUGCGACAUCCAGCAGUCUGAUUCAGGAUUUUCCCUGCAGAGUAAUGACUCUAAUCUAAGUGAGACCCAAACUCCUGCCCCCGAACCCCUCCCCCAGCCCCUGCUGGAACUGUCGGAGGACUCCUCCAAAGAAGUAACUCCAGAAACCAAACCAAAGAUGGACAAAUCUAGUAAGAGUAAGCAGUCUUCACCGUCAGCGAAAAGUUCAGUGAAAAGGACUGAUUCAUGUGAGUCCAUAGAUUCCACAGACAGUUUCUAUGAGAGGAGGCUGUCUGUUGCUUUUGAUUCUGAAGUGUUCAAUGAAGAGCCUGUGAUUGUGACUGUGUAUGAGGAUAGACCACAAGGACAUGUUGAAGUCCAGCCACGUAAACAUACAAUUCGUGAAUAUGUGCAACUGAUUGAACAAAAGCUAAAGCCACAGUCACCAAAAGUUUUCGAGGUUCGAAGGAGAGAACCAGGUACAAUGAUUCGACAGAGACUGGAGACGCUGCGAGAGAGUGCUCUGUAUGGGCGAAGCAGCUCCAGUCAUGGUUCUAGUCGGCAGGCCAGUGAGGAGAGAGAGUUCAUCCGGUCCAAGUCCCAGCCUCCCUCACAGUACCGCACGAAGCUCAACUCAGCAGAUCGUUAUGACUGCCGGUGUAGCGAUGACAUUAGUGUGAAUGGUAUCAGACACUUUUCGUCAAAAGAGAGUCUGUCAAAAUCAAGAGAAAGAAUAAAUCUUUCCAAAUCAAGAGAAAGUGUAAAUUCAAAUCUCUCAAGGGAAAGCCUUGUUACGUCCAAAUCACGAGAGAAAAUUAACUUUGGUGGGUCUGAAUCAUCGGAUUCAAAACCAUCGUCUCCAGCCUUGAGGAUUCGUUCAACAAAUCACGGUCACGAAAGUGACAGCAGCCGGUUCUUAUUCAUGUCUCCGGGGCCAUCAGAACCAAGUACAGCGAACCAGUUCAGGUACAGAGCGCGGAGCAACUCGGACCAGCCUCUGUCUGAAACAGAACGGUCCCCAACUCCCGGGGCAGAGGGAGGCAUGCAGCCAUCCAAGUCUAUGUGUAAGCUGGACCAGCUGAGCAGUGAAGUAGAUAAUCUGGUCAUCAUGAAGGGUUGGGUGAGAGCUCUUAUUUCGAGAUUUCAAGAGCCCUCGGAGUCAUGAGGUCAUAUGUGAUGAGAACCCAGUGACAUGUCUAAAGACACUGUGGUUUAUUUUUGUCAUAUUGACUAACAGGUAUAGAGACUCGCUUUCUCCACAGAGACCUGAUUCAUUCACAUGGAUUAUCGCAUCCCGAGACUUUGUUCCUGCUCCACAGACGUGGUUUAUUCAUUUUUUGCACUGACUAAACCCAAACAGAAGCAACUCUUGUCAUUAAAAGCAGCACGGUUUCCACCUUGAAAACCGUAGUUUUUAACACUUGAAAGUGAAAGACAAGAAGCACUUCUCUGUGGUAGGAGAACAAGUCUUUUGUAUGUAAGAAUCAGUGGCCUAGUGUGUGCAGAAAAAAACAGUCAUGAUGAUCACCCGUGGAGUUGUAGGAGGGUAUGAACUAGGACUGUACUAAGACCUGUGGCGGGUUGAAUGGGCCUGUGAAAACUGUAUAGAGGGAGGACACUCUUUGAACAAAAUUACACACACUUUGUAAUGGAGACCAAGAUCAGCUAAGGUUAUGCCUAAUGACCUAGCAAAAAUCACAUACCAUGAAGCUUUUGCUCUGAACAAACUAUUAUUUUUUGGACUAGUGAUAUCUAUGUGUUUUAAUGUUAUUAUCUUGUUUACUCUGCAGGCAGUUUCAUUUCCAUUUGUAUUGUUUCUUAUUUAGCUUUCUCAAGAAGUUGCAUACCAAAAUCUUAUAAUGUAUACCUUACCAUGAUAAUGACUUGGUGAUUGCGUGUUAUUAAUUUAUGGCAACUACUCACUGGCGCAGCUCUACAAAGAAAGAAAGCAAGUUGUAAAAAGUGUUCAAUUUUGUCAGCAGAGGGGUUGAUUUGUUGUUUUUUUCUUUUAAACAAAAUUUGGUGCUACAGAUAUCAAUUUCACCUAAGGUUAUGUAUAAAGAAGAACGUUUUGGCUGAUGUAGAAAAUGAGAAGAUGAUGGAAGUUUUUUUUCUUAAGUUAAAAGGGUAAAAGUUGAAAUGCUUUCUGUUUCUGUAUGCAAAUGAAGUUAAUGCUGAAUAUUGGAGCCAUUUUAUCCACCACAUAGGUCAUUGUGCAUUGACUUUUACUUUGUAAUGUAAGCAUAUGAGGACCUACAGCCUACAGGUGCAUUACAAAUUACAGAAUGCAAUUGUGUACCACGCUUCCCAUGUAAAGAGGAAACUUGGUUCAGUUGCUGUAUCUCUAUUGUCCUUUGAAAAUCAGGUUAUAUGUGAAAUACAUGUAACCAUGACAACAGAGGAGGGAAUAUUUGUGACCUCAGAAAUAUGUGCAUGCUCUCAACCUGUGGCGCAUAGAAUGAUUUUGUUACUUGUCGCACAAUUGUACCUUUUUAAAAGUGAACAUUGGCCCUACUGAGGUUUUUAUUUCUACGUCUAGUCUAUUAUUUACUUUUCUCUUGGUCGGUGUAACAAAUAGACUGUGAAUAAUAAUAUGAUACCAAACUACACAAGAAAAGAAAUUGUAAAAGUACUUUUUUUAUGCCAGGCCUGUUGUGCAAAUGCAGUUUUUUUCCUUUCAUUUCACCACUCACCAAAUCGAAUGGAGAGCCAAAAAUGAAUAGUUAUUCAUCAAAGCAAGAUUGUUUUUCUCAGAUUUGUAUAUUUCAAAAGCUUCAGUGCACAUGUCCUUAUGUUAUUUGAGACACAGGUUACUUUCAUUACUUUUAAGCAUCAAGGAAAUAUAUCUCUCAGCUCUGUCCCAAAUCAUCAAGGAACAUACUUUAAAUGUACAAUAUCUUACUUUAUCAUGCAUGACAGAGCUUGACUCAUACAUUUUUUGCAGCCUGAACGCUGUAACUUGUAGUUGUAGUCUAGACUGUGACUCAUCCGUCAAACCUUUUGUGUAUGUUCGAUUUGUUUUAAGACCUACGUAUAUGAUAUUUUCCAUCCUAAGAAUGUGUGUACAUAAAAUCAAAUCAUUGUAUGCAAUCUUAUAUGUUUCUGUUUCUCUGACCAUUUCAGUAGUUCAGUUCCCUGCAUGGUGUCCAUAAAUACUAGAUCUUUGUCAGAUGGUUUUCUUAGAAAUUCGUAUGUUUUUAAAACAAACUUAUCUCCAUCCUGAAUGGUUGCUAACUGAGGGAUCAAUUUCAAAUGACGCUUUUGAGCAAUUUCAUUCUUCAACCACUUCAAGUAAAUGAGCUUCAUGAAAACGAAAAUAAUGUUUAUUUUGUUUAUCUGCAUCAAUGUAUCAUCCCAGUGAAUUCACAGAUGAAAAAGAUAAUGUUAACCCAGACAUGUUCUUAUCAAACUGGCAGCUAUACCUCAGUGACGCACAUAUGUUCUUCAGCUGUCCAACUUGCUAGUGUCUGUUUCUUGCCCACUGCACACAAUGCUGUUACAUUUACAGAGUAUCAGAUAUUAAAAUUACGCCAAACACUUUCUUCGAACUGAGGCAAACCCCUAUCUCAACAGGGGAGGAGAAAAAAUAGCUACAUUAUAAUCCACGAAAUGCUACUGUAAUGCAUGUCUCAUUGUCAUAGCUACUUUCCAUUGAAAAUUUGAUAAGUCAGAGGCUUACAUCAAUAACUGGUUCGUUUUCAUGAAAACACAAAUUUAUGUGAUAAAUUUUUCAAAGUAAAUUAAUGAAUAUCACUAAACCUUUCAACAAAUUAUCUCCUGCUGCACCAUGUCUCUUUUGCAUUGCAUUUAAGAGUUUAUCUUCAUUUCCAUAACAUAAAGGGGUUGGGGGUAUUGGUCAGCCAGUAAAUACCUAAGUAUUUACCAUAUUUUUUAAUUUUUUUUUUGUACUUUGAAGUGCUUCGAAUUCUGAACAGUUUAUAGCUUUUGCAAACUUCCCAUUUUUUUUGCCUCAGAUUUUACACUGUGUACUAUGUACAAGUUAUGAUGACUGCCUUGCACAAUGUUUUUGUCUUUGUUACUCAAGUCUUCCAUACAUUUUCUGUAAUGAUCAUCAUCUUCUUCAAGGUCACUUCUUAUUGAGCUCAGUCUAUAAAAUUUGACCUUCGGACUCGUCAGAUCAUCUGCAUCAUGAAGGCAGUGUGCUUCAAAAAAAUAUCUACACUUUCACAAGAAGUUCAGUACAGUCAAAGGUUAGGGUACAUGCCUUUUUGAGGACAUUGUGUUCCAUCUGCAUACUCAUUUGUAUUCCGUAUGAACUGGUACUUUCCUAUUGAGCCACGAUUCACCAUCCGUCUGUCUGUUUUGGGGUUUUUUCAUUUUUCUUUGACUGUCUGUGCCAUACAGCAACUCAUCUCUGUGCUUCCUGCAAUAAAACACUGAACAAAUUAUC